This is a messenger RNA of Cornus florida, 2459 nucleotides long. RefSeq names its product 9-cis-epoxycarotenoid dioxygenase NCED2, chloroplastic-like. The coding region runs from base 112 to 1923 and encodes 603 amino acids. The transcript has a single exon. Gene Ontology annotation, molecular function: carotenoid dioxygenase activity. Gene Ontology annotation, cellular component: chloroplast stroma. Lineage: Eukaryota; Viridiplantae; Streptophyta; Magnoliopsida; Cornales; Cornaceae. Gene Ontology annotation, biological process: carotene catabolic process. The record is from RefSeq and is a predicted model, not a curated record.
UCUACCCCAAUCUUACCACUUUCUUUCUCUCUCUCUCUCCCUCUCUGCAAAACUAAAACACACACACUUCUCUCUUUUUGAGCACACACUCAAAAAGGAGAACCUAAAACCAUGGCUUCUUCAACACCACCAGCAAAUUUUAGUAAAUGGGCCGGGGCCCAAGUCCCUCACCACUUCUCUUCCUCAUCGCUGGUUGAUGUGAGCUUCAGCUCAAAAUCCAUAUCUCUGAAGAAGCCCAACAAAAGAGCUAAUAUUCACUGUGCUGCUUCAGCUUUACACUCACCUUCAGUGCUUCAUUUACCAAAACAACCCUACCAACCACCAACAAUCACCAAAGAGGACUCAGCUCAUACACCCAAAACAGCUCAAUCACCUCACUGGAACUUACUACAGAGAGCUGCAGCUAUGGCCUUGGACAUGGCGGAGGCCGCGUUGGUGUCACUCGAGCGCAAACACCCACUUCCCACAACCGCCGACCCACGUGUCCAAAUUGCCGGAAAUUUUGCUCCGGUGCCGGAACAACCAGUGCAGCACCCGUUACCGGUCACCGGCACCAUACCCGAUUGCAUUCGAGGCGUCUACUGCCGAAAUGGGGCUAACCCGUUAUUCGAGCCGGUUGCCGGACACCACUUCUUUGACGGCGACGGCAUGGUACAUGCAGUCACCUUCAAUGGCAAUUCAGUUAGCUACGCUUGCCGGUACACCGAGACUCAGAGGCUGGUCCAAGAGAAAGAAUUAGGCCGGCCGGUCUUCCCCAAAGCUAUUGGUGAGCUCCACGGACACUCCGGUGUUGCCCGCCUCCUCCUCUUCUACGCCCGAGGGCUGUUCGGGCUUGUCGACCACAAUCACGGCACCGGAGUGGCCAACGCCGGUCUUGUAUACUUCAACCAGCGACUCCUUGCCAUGUCAGAGGAUGACCUUCCUUACCAAGUCCGUGUCAAACCCUCCGGUGACCUAGAGACCGUUGGCCGCUACGACUUCAAUGAGCAGCUCCGGUCGACCAUGAUCGCACACCCAAAGCUCGACCCAGUUUCCGGCGAGCUCUUCGCUCUCAGCUACGACAUUAUCCAGAAGCCGUAUCUCAAGUACUUCCGAUUCUCUCCUGACGGAACAAAGUCACCGGACGUUGAAAUUCCGGUGGACGUGCCGACCAUGAUGCAUGACUUCGCAAUCACCGAAAACUACGUUGUUAUACCGGACCAACAAGUGGUGUUCAAGCUUCAGGAGAUGAUAAGAGGAGGCUCUCCGGUGAUCUAUGAGAAGAACAAGAAGUCUCGGUUCGGAAUUCUAUCAAAAAAUGCCCGCAACGCUUCCGAUAUCAUAUGGGUCGAAUCGCCCGAGACUUUCUGCUUUCAUCUAUGGAACGCUUGGGAGGAACCCGAGUCCAACGAAGUCGUGGUGAUCGGGUCAUGCAUGACACCACCGGACUCGAUUUUCAACGAAUGUGACGAAAAUUUGAAAAGUGUUUUAUCAGAAAUUCGACUCAACUUGAAAACCGGUGAGUCGACUCGGCGAGCGAUAAUUCAAGACUCGGAUCAGAUAAAUCUGGAAGCGGGAAUGGUGAACCGGAACAGACUCGGACGGAAGACCCGGUUCGCGUAUCUGGCCAUUGCGGAACCGUGGCCUAAAGUUUCAGGUUUGGCCAAGGUGGACCUCUCCACCGGAGAAGUUGAGAAGUUUGUUUACGGCGACCGGAGAUACGGAGGCGAGCCGUUCUUUGUUCCCAGAGACCCGAAUUCGGAGCGGGAAGAUGAUGGGUACAUUAUGGCAUUUGUUCACGAUGAGAAGACAUGGAAAUCGGAGCUUCUGAUAGUAAACGCCAUGAAUUUAGAGUUGGAGGCUUCGGUUAAGCUUCCUUCGAGAGUUCCGUAUGGAUUUCAUGGGACGUUCAUAAGCUCAAAUGAUUUAGAGAACCAAGUCUAGACAUAUAUAAUGGUCGCUGUAGUUAAAAGUCAUAUAUAUAUAUAUAUGUGGCUAUAUAGAGAGAGAAAGAGAGAUACCAGAGGGAUGCUAGUAGUCCCCGGACUCUGCAGAACUUUUAACUCCAGCAACCAUUUUUGGUUUUUGUGUUGAGGAGCCAAGCUUGUAGCUUUUGGACUGUUGCCUGUAGGUAGUGUACGAGCUCAGCUGGUUUCUGUUUCUUUUUUAUUUUUUUUUCACUUACUGUGCUUUGUCUUCUUUCUUGUGAAGAUGGAGGUAAAGAUCUGUCUCUUAAGAUCUUCCUUCCUUGUUCUUGUAGAUAAUGUAUAUAUCUUCAGUUUUUUUGUUCUUUUUUUAUAUAUAUUCUUGUUCUUAGUUAUUUAAUUUCUCCUGCAUUAUGGAUUUUGAUUCACCACAUGCAUGCCAAUAGAAAUAUAAAAAUGUGAUACAACUGAGGUGCUUUACAGGGUGUUUGAGCUUCCAUUAAUGCACGGGUGUUCUAUCUUAAAAAUAAAAAAUAAAAAUAAAAAAUAAAAAAU